AUGUCGAAGAGCUGGCCUCCAUCGCCGAUGGUAGAGGAUGAAGUGCUGUCACUGGCGAAGGAAUAUUGCUCGGAUGUCUCGGACACGCAAAGCACAGACGACCUUGCGCCUGCUGAAAGUCGUGGCGCAGUCGAUCAGUAUCCUCUGAUCAUAGAUGUCAACGAGCAGGGCAUCUCGCAAGAGCCGGUCAAGAAAUCCAUGGCUGCGAGUCCGCAGAUCAAUGUAACCUUGGACACAAAUCCACACAACGGCCAGUAUGAGACUCGGUUCAUACAUAUACCGUCAGCAUCAGACAACGAACGAGACCCGGCUCGAGCCCCGCGAAGACUUCGCUCGAAGUCUACUAUUGGUAUCGCAGCAGGUGAGGAUCCCAGAGGCAGACCACACGUGUCACGCAUCAACACCGAUCUUGGUGCAGAUCUACAGGCUAUGGCUACAGGUCAACGAAGAGCACCAUCGCCAUAUUCCUAUGGGACUCGAACGAGUACCUUACUACCGUCCAUGCUUGACGAUACCUCGAAAGUUUCGCUGCUCUCGCCGGAAGCCGCCGCAUCAUUACCUAUGCCCGUGCCCGGCCGGCGCGCGCGGUCUCAACGUCCCGAGCGUGUGGCCACCAAACCGGACAGUAGUGAUUCAGAUGGACGAAGGAAAGAUUUUGCACGACGGCGAUCGAAAAGCCGACACGAUCGAGGAAGCUUCUCAAAAUCAAGUGGUGACGAGAGAUCGCGACCGGAUUGGCCAAAGUCUAGAUCAAGACGAUCGGAGCAGAGUCCGCCUCGAGACCAACGCCAUGCGACGUAUUCGACGCCCAUCACACCACCGCAGACACCAGGUCUCACCAGGGAGUCUCCGUAUACGUCAGCUGCAGAAGACUCCGACCGCAGGAGAUAUCGUGAUCAUCCGCGGGCGGAAAGAAGAUCCUCCAAGGAGUCUUCCUAUCCUUCGGCUACAGUCGACAGACAGCCACCACGAGAGUACGACAAUGGUUUUGGCAGAAAGUCACGCAGACAAUCGAUGCGCCGUCCAGAAAAACCAAGCAUUGACAUUUCAGACCCACGACAUAAUAGUCGACCAGAAACACCUGUUUCAGCUCGUACGCCACGAAGUUUGGAGAAUGACUUGGAACAAGCCUUUAAAGACAACCAAAAGAAAGCGCCCCGGAAAUAUGGUCAGGAUGAUGGCACAUCUCCCAUGAUGUCGCCACUCAACAGUCCUCCUCGGACACCACGCGGAGAGCGAAAGAGCAAAGAUUAUUUGGAGAUGACGGCCCCUGUUUCCAAUAUGUCGAAGCAACGCACACGACCAGCGAAUGACACUUCGGGCAAGCCUAUGACGACUUUGUUGGGUGCUGCAACAAUAGGUGCGGCGACACUCGCAGCCAAGGCGGCCCCUAGCCUCUCAAGAUCAUCGACCAAUUCCCCCGAUACUCCAAGCACCGGCUCACAAGGAGAGUCAUCUCUUCGAGAUUAUUUGACUCUAGCGAACUGGAAAUCCCCAUCCGAGCCGGCGACGUGUGCCCUCAGUCAGCCGUGGACACGCAUUGCCAUUGCAAAGUGUUUGAAAGACGGCUCCACCAAUCUGGGCCUACUGCAAAGUCUCACCAGCCGUCCACCAAGCGUACACCCUUGUCCUGGACGUCAGACUGAGAUACGAAAAUGGUACCAUGUGGUGGACCCGACGAAUGGUGCGCCUGUGCAAGGUUUCAAUGUGUGCACCUCUUGUGUGAGGAAUGCCGAACUUAUCUUUCCUGAGUUAUGGAAAGAGCAAAUUUUUCAGCGUCCCGAGAGCAAACUCGCGCAAGAGCGAUACUGCAAUCUCUACAACGAUAGUAAGCACUUCUACGGGAUUGUCAAUCAGCUCGAUAUCUUGGCUGGCUAUAGCAAGAAGAAGGACCUCCGGAACAAGGACAUCAGCAAAUUUUGCGAAUUCGUGCGCCAAAAGGCCAGGUACCGGGAAUGCGCCCUUGAUGCCAUGCUUGCAACGCCCCUAUGGCAUUUCAUGUCUGCUCUUCCCGAGCUGACGAUCUGCGAGGAGUGCUAUAUGGAAGUUGUCUAUCCGAUGAGAGACAAGCCUAUCGCACGAGACGUGGUAAUGACCAUGCAGAGAGUACCGAUUCAGCGACCAGCGCAUUACGUGGCAGGGAUUAGUUGUCAGCUGUACAGCGAAAGGAUGAGGAAAGUCUUCAAGGACGCCGUAAUGAGGAAUGAUCUCGAGACCUUGAAGAGUGCGGCGUUGUCAAGGUAUAAUAUUGAGCACCGAUUGCAAGAUCAGCACCGGCGGUAUGCAUUGGAAGAGGAGCAAGGAUAUAAUCGUCAAGCGGAAAUCGAGAGGAAUGCCGCGCUUUGGAGGCAGUACGAAUGA
Molecule: messenger RNA, 2361 nt
Organism: Cyphellophora attinorum
Lineage: Eukaryota; Fungi; Ascomycota; Eurotiomycetes; Chaetothyriales; Cyphellophoraceae
Exons: 2
Coding region: 1-2361 (786 amino acids)
Source: RefSeq, a predicted model, not a curated record